AUGUCUGAAAAACCAGUUGUAGCUAGUGGCAAUCAACCUAUCGUUAAAAUAGGUCAUUAUACCUUAGGUGCCACCCUGGGUGUAGGUACAUUUGGUAAAGUUAAAAUUGGUGAACACCAACUCACAAAGCAUAAAGUUGCUGUAAAGAUUUUAAAUAGACAAAAAAUUAAGUCCCUUGAUGUCGUUGGCAAAAUAAGGCGUGAAAUACAGAAUUUAAAAUUAUUUCGUCACCCCCACAUUAUUAAACUCUACCAGGUCAUCUCAACUCCAACAGACAUCUUCAUGAUUAUGGAAUAUGUGUCUGGUGGUGAACUAUUUGAUUAUAUUGUGAAGAGAGGCAAGCUUCAGGAACAUGAAGCAAGACGGUUUUUUCAACAAAUUAUCUCAGGAGUAGACUACUGUCAUAGGCAUAUGAUUGUCCAUCGGGAUCUAAAACCUGAGAAUCUUCUAUUGGAUCAUAACAUGCAUGUAAAGAUUGCAGACUUUGGAUUGUCCAAUAUGAUGAUGGAUGGUGAAUUUUUACGCACUUCAUGUGGAUCACCAAAUUAUGCAGCUCCAGAGGUUAUUUCUGGAAAACUAUAUGCUGGUCCGGAGGUUGAUGUAUGGUCCUGUGGUGUAAUUCUCUAUGCUUUGUUAUGCGGCACUCUACCAUUUGACGAUGAACAUGUGCCAACACUCUUCCGGAAGAUCAAAUCUGGAAUAUUCCCGAUUCCCGAAUAUUUGAACAAAAGCGUCGUCAGUCUCCUGUGUAUGAUGCUGCAAGUGGAUCCUAUGAAAAGAGCAACCAUAGAAGAUGUUAAAAAACAUGAGUGGUUCCAGAAGGAUUUACCUGAGUACUUGUUCCCAUCACCAGUUGAACAGGAUAGCAGCGUGAUAGACACGGAAGCAAUAACAGAGGUGUGCGAAAAGUUCGGCGUGAAGGAACACGAAGUCCACAAUGCUUUAUUGAGUGGCGAUCCACACGAUCAGCUUGCUAUCGCCUACCAUCUCAUCAUCGAUAACAAGAGGAUAGCCGACGAAGCAGCUAAAGCUGAAAUCAAAGACUUUUAUGUUGCCAGCAGCUCUCCACCCGCCGCUAUAACGGAAACUGCGCGGCCUCAUCCAGAAAGAAUCGUGCCACUGCGCGUUAAGGAUUCGCCCGCUACUCAGCCUACUCACGACAAACAGCGAGGCACACCCGUCAAAAGAGCGAAAUGGCACCUGGGCAUCAGAUCUCAGAGCAAGCCUAACGAUAUUAUGCUUGAAGUUUUCCGUGCCAUGAAAGCCCUCGACUACGAAUGGAAAGUCAUUAAUCCCUACCACGUAAGAGUACGAACAUUGAACAAAAUGACAGAGAAAUACGUUAAAAUGUCACUGCAACUGUAUCAAGUAGACUACAAAUCUUACUUGCUGGACUUCAAGUCCCUCUCCGGUGAGAAGGAGGACUCGGAUGAGGAAGGGACGUCACCGAUGGUGUCCGCCCCUCCGCCAAACCCCGCCACCGCCCCAACGCAACCUCAGGGACAUCACACCAUGGAGUUUUUCGAAAUGUGCGCCGCUCUUAUAAUCCAACUAGCUCGAUAA
Molecule: messenger RNA, 1563 nt
Organism: Parnassius mnemosyne (clouded apollo)
Lineage: Eukaryota; Metazoa; Arthropoda; Insecta; Lepidoptera; Papilionidae
Source: the annotation of a GenBank genome assembly